UUUUGAUUAUGGCACUUAAAAUUUUCAAUUGUCCCGAUUUUUCCAUACUAUGUGGAAUUUUGUUUUUGCGCUUAAUAAGCGUUGUUAUUGUUCGGUCGUCAUUUGUUCCUGAUGAAUACUGGCAGUCUUUGGAAGUAGCUCAUAAAACAGCAUUUGGCUAUGGACAUUUGACAUGGGAAUGGCAGAAGAAAAUACGGAGUUAUGUCUAUCCAUCCAUAAUUUAUAUUCUGUAUAGAAUAUUUCCUGAAUCAGUCGGAACAAUUGUUUUCUUACCAAAGAUUUUUCAGGCAGUUUUAUCCUCCAUUGGUGAUUUCUUUACAUACAAACUUUCUUGCAAACUGUUUGGAUCAAAAUGUGGCUAUUGGACUUUGUUUAAUCUUUUGACUAGUUGGUUUUUAUUUUAUUGUUCUUCAAGGACUUUAACAAAUAUGGCUGAAACAUCCUUUACAUCAUGUGGCUUAUAUUUCUAUCCAUGGAAUACAGGAAAGCAUAAAGGGUUGACAUGUAGUUACCUGUGGUUUGCUGGUGUUAGUUGUUUAAUUCGACCUACAGCAGCUAUUUUGUGGCUUCCUUUAUAUUUAUACCAUUUAUGGAGGGAGAAAGACUGUAUCUGUAUGCUUGGAAAAACUCUUUUUAUUGGGUGUAUUAUUUUAUCUAUCUUAUUAUGCUGUGAUCGAUACUUUUAUGGAGAAUGGGUGCUUACUCCAUAUAACUUUUUCUUGUUUAACUGGAGCAAUGAUAUAGGAGCAUUUUAUGGUCAGCAUAACUUCCUGUGGUACUUUUUCAGUGGUUUCCCUGUUGUUUUAGGAAUACAUUUGCUACCUUUUUUGAUGGGCUUUUCAUUGCCAUAUCUUAGGCACUUUUAUUUAUUAAUAUUUUGGAUGAUCUUAGUUCUUAGUUUACUUAGCCACAAGGAAUUUCGUUUUUUGUUGCCUAUUCUACCACUUUCAUUGGUUAUCUGCAGUGCUGUGAUGAGUGAAAUUUCAUCUAAAAGAUUAUCACUUUUCAAAUUGAAAAUAAAUAGCAGCAUAAAUAUUUGUUUAGUUUGGGCAAUUAUUUUAAUAAACAUUCCAUUAUCUCUCUACAUGGGUCUAAUUCAUCAAAGUGGAACCAUAAAGUCAACUUUACAAUUAUCUCAUAUCUUAAAGAAGAAUUCAAAUGUACUCUUUCUAAUGCCAUGCCAUUCUACUCCAUAUUAUAGCUAUAUUCACCAGAAUGUCAGUAUGAAAUUUCUCUCUUGUGAACCAAAUUUUAACAAUGUUGACGAUUAUAUGGAGGAAGCUGACAUCUUUUUUGACAAUCCAGAAUUUUGGCUUUUUCAGAAUUAUGAGAAGAAUGAUAUACUAAUUAUACCAUCUCAUAUUGUUAUGUUUGAUACAUUAUUUCCUCAGAUUUCUAGAUUUCUUGAUAAGUAUAACUAUAGUCUUUGUUAUCAAACAUUUCAUUCACAUUUUCCAGAAUCAAAAACUGGACAAUAUGUUCUUAUAUAUUGUAGAUAAUAAUAAAUAUGAAUUUUUAAAAUAAAAUAUUUGAUAUUUUACAUAAAUAAAUAGCUCAGAGUAUUUCUUAAACCAUCUAUAUAUUUCAUGUGCAUUAAAAAAAUGACUAAAAUUAUUUUUUUAGUGAUGGUUGAUGUAUUGGUUUUACUUAUUUAGUUUAUUAUUGGGAUUAGUUAUUUUUAAUAGAAAUAAUUAAUGGCAAAUUGAUUUUUCAUUGAUUGUUAAAAUUUUGAUUUCAAUUAUUUGUGCAUUUAGUAAUCUUGAGGUGUUACUUCAAAUCUAAAUUAUUAAUUUACAAUAAGAAUGAUAAAAAAAAAAAAUGAAAUAUGCAAAAUUUGUUGAAACUCAUUUGUAGUUGGUAGAAUUUAUUUUAGCUGAGAUAAUUUCUAAGAUAUAAUAUAUGUCAGAAGAACUAGUAUCUAAUAUUUCUGUUUUUAUAAUGUCACAGAACCUGGGUCAUUAUGCACACAUCCUGUUUUUAAACAUAUUUUUAUAUAUGAAAGACUUAUAUUAUUUAAUUAAAGUCGAUUAUGAAAUAUUCUUUUAAUUUGCAUUGAAGUUUUGGGGCAUUGUUUUCAUAGAACUCCUUUCUACUUUCAAAGCAAUGACUUAUGCAGUUUUUUUUAUUUCUCUCUUGUAUUUAUUAUUUGUAUGUAUUGCAUGAUAUUUAAUAAUUAACUGAUAAAGUAACAGCAGUUAUAUUAUUAGUUAAUAUAUUAACUAAUAAAACAGUUAAUGGUGAUUAUAUGAUAGAAACGUAAAUAACUUGUU
Argiope bruennichi is the source of this 2270-nucleotide messenger RNA. RefSeq names its product GPI mannosyltransferase 3-like (gene PIG-B). Gene Ontology annotation, cellular component: endoplasmic reticulum membrane. NCBI's taxonomy places the organism in Eukaryota, Metazoa, Arthropoda, Arachnida, Araneae, Araneidae. The coding region runs from base 9 to 1499 and encodes 496 amino acids. The transcript has 7 exons. Gene Ontology annotation, molecular function: alpha-1,2-mannosyltransferase activity. Gene Ontology annotation, biological process: GPI anchor biosynthetic process. The record is from RefSeq and is a predicted model, not a curated record.